Messenger RNA from Ostreobium quekettii, 1320 nucleotides. The record is from the annotation of a GenBank genome assembly. Lineage: Eukaryota; Viridiplantae; Chlorophyta; Ulvophyceae; Bryopsidales; Ostreobiaceae.
AUGAGUUCCCUGCCUCCGCACACGAUGCUCAACAUGCCAGCACUGUCUCCAACAAUGGAACAAGGCAGCCUGGCAACUUGGCACGUGAAGGAGGGAGAUGAGGUGGCUGCCGGCGAUGUUUUGGCAGACAUAGAGACGGACAAGGCGGUGCUUGGAUUCGAGAACCAGGAGGAAGGCUUCGUUGCCAAGCUCUUGGUCAAGGGUGGAGCAAAGGAUAUCCCCGUUGGCACCCCUGUUGCAAUUCUUGUGGAGAACGUUGAAGACGUCACAAAAUUUGAAACCUAUGAGCCAGAGGCUGCCUCCCCUUCUGCACAAUCGCAGCCUGCAGUUGACAGUGCACCACAGCCCCCCAAAGUGGUGCCUCCAACUCCCCGGGCAAGUAGCAUUCAGGAUUUUCAGGGCAUGAAAAUCGGUCCAGCAGCAAAGAAGCUCAUUCUGGAACAUGGGCUAUCCGCAAGUGUCAUUCCCAGUACAGGUCCCAGGGGAAUGGUGACCAAAGGAGAUGUACUGCUUGCCGUCAGCAAAGGGGCAGGCAAGGUGGCAGAACCUGCGACGCCUGCACCCAGGAAGGAAGCACCGCCUCGCCAAACUGUGACUGAGACUUCAAAGCAGGGAAAGGAGACCCAUGUUGAGGGUGUGCCCUUUAUGGACACCCCAACGACCCAAGUCAGGCGCAUCAUCGCCAGCAGAUUGCUGGAGUCGAAGACGACCAUCCCCGCGCUGUACGUCAGUGCUGACGCUGAUGUGGAUGCGGUAUCCCUGAUGCGCGCGAGCCUGAAGCGACAAGGCACCCGGGUGUCUGUCAACGACUUUGUGGUGAAGGCCGUGGCUCUGGCACUGAAGGACGUUCCCAGAGCCAACGCCUUUUGGGACCAAGCCAGGGAGGAUGCUGUUCACAGCAGUGGCGUGGAUGUUUCGAUUGCUGUGGCGACAGACAGUGGCCUUCUCACUCCGAUAAUAAGGGAUGCAGACAAGAAGGGGCUUCUGGAGAUAUCUGCCGAGGCUCGGCAGCUCGCGCAAAGGGCCAGGGAGAACAAGCUCAAGCCAGAGGAGUUCCAGGGCGGGUCGUUCACCAUAUCCAAUUUGGGCAUGUUUGGGAUUGAUGAAUUUUCUGCCAUCAUUAAUCCACCGCAGGGCUGCAUAAUGGCUGUUGGGGGGUCACAGCAGGAAGUGUUCCUGGAGGGAGGGGAGCCAAGGGUGAAGGACAGAAUGAGAGUCACCAUUUCUGCUGACCAUCGCGUCUUUGAUGGGGAUGUUGCGUCACAGUUCUUGAACACGUUCUGUAGCUAUUUCAACAAUCCAGUGAAGCUCAUAGUCUAG